This is a messenger RNA of Nelumbo nucifera (sacred lotus), 1631 nucleotides long. Its product is annotated as protein trichome birefringence-like 36. Gene Ontology annotation, molecular function: O-acetyltransferase activity. The record is from RefSeq and is a predicted model, not a curated record. Gene Ontology annotation, cellular component: Golgi apparatus. NCBI's taxonomy places the organism in Eukaryota, Viridiplantae, Streptophyta, Magnoliopsida, Proteales, Nelumbonaceae.
UUCAGCUGUUUUCAAACGGCCCCUCAGAGUCUCACACUCAUUAAAACCCACCUCUAACGAACCACAAAACUAACAAACCCUCACCCGUGUCUCCGGCAUCCCUACAAAAGUUUUGGGCUAUCAACAUUCAACAGUGGUGUUGAUAGACAUAGGUUAUUACCAGGGCAAGGACCCAUGAAGACAACCACCACCCCAGCCCCCAUUAAAGAACAAUGGAAGCUCUGCUUUUCCUUAAGCUUCCUGGGCUGUUUUAUUCUCGCCUGGUUUUACACUCACAAACACACUACUCUCCCUAUAUUUGCAGCUCUUGGAGGCAUAGAGACUUCAUCACAAGUAACAACCACAGCAGCAACAGAAGUUUCAGCGUCGUCCAAGGUUUUUCGCAAUGAAACCCACAAUACCGGCGAGGAGUUCUUGAUGCCCAACAUCGGAAUCGAUGAGAAUGCCCAACAUACGAAUCGAAGUCAUCGUACCGAGCAGAAGCACUGCGACAUGUUCGACGGCCACUGGGUUUACGUCCCAGACGGAGAACCACUUUAUGAAGCAACUCAGUGCCCAUUCCUGAACGACCAGGUGAGCUGCCGAAGGAACGGGCGGCCGGAUUUUGAGUACGAGAAGUGGAGGUGGGAGGCUAAGAACUGCAACAUUCCCAGGUUCAAUGGAAAGGAGAUGCUGGAGAGAUUAAGAGGGAAGAGGGUGAUCAUAGUUGGAGACUCGCUCAAUAGAAACCAGUGGGAGUCUCUUGCUUGCCUGCUGUAUUCUGUUAUCCCUUCAUCACGAGCCCAAGUAAAUGUUCGAAGUGGAGUCUAUAAGGUCUUCAAAGCCAUGGACUAUGACUGUACUUUGGAGUUCUACUGGAGUCCAUUUCUAGUGCAACUGGACCAAACCCGAUCGAGGAAGAGAAUUCUCAAGCUCCACACAAUUUCAGCCUCUGCCCAGAGCUGGCGAGGAGCUGACAUCAUGGUAUUCAACACAGGCCACUGGUGGGUGCAUGGUGGCAAGCUUCAAGCGUGGGAUUUCGUCGAGUACAAGAAGAAAAUGUUGAAGGACCUGGAUGUAGAAAUCAAAUUUGAGACAGCCUUGAAAACAUGGAGCCAAUGGAUCGAAGACAACGUUGAUCCUACCAAGACUACAGUUUUCUUCAGGAGUAUCUCACCAGAACACAAGGGACGGCAAUGGUGUUACAACCAAACGCAACCGAUCAUGGAUGAAUCCUAUACGACAUCUUUUCCAAGGCAAGUGGUAGCGAUUGUGGAGAAAACGAUUAGAGAGAUGAGAACACCAGUCAAGUACUUGAAUAUCACGAGGCUAUCACAAUACCGUAGAGACGCACAUCCAACAGUUUACACAGCCAAGCAAGGAGUGUUAUUGACAGAGGAGCAGAGAAUGAAACCCCAGCUCUACGCUGACUGUAGCCACUGGUGCCUCCCUGGAUUACCCGAUACAUGGAACAUGCUCUUGUAUGCCUUCACCAUCCUAGAAACCUCUAGGGAUAUUUUGUAGUUCUCUUCUGAUUCAGUGCUCAUUUUUGCUAAUUUUUAAUCUUAUUUGAGGGGGGAUAUCAUAAAAGCUGUCUCUUAAACUCUAAAGCAUGAUUGUUUACCAACCCAUUAAUGGAUUAAACCGGAAAG